CUUAGCAUGCACAUCCAGAGACUGAGAAGAGCUAGCUAAACAGAGAGCUCUUGCUGUACACAGGAUGGGGGCUUCUCAGGAGACUUCAGGAGAUGGAGACACGAAGACAGCAAAUGGAGCUGUGUAUUUGAGAAAAAAGAUCACCCUAAUCCAUGCCAUCUCCUUGACCAUUGGGACAAUCAUUGGAAGUGGCAUCUUUAUAUCUCCUAAGGGGGUCCUGAAAAACUCUGGUAAUAUAGGACUGUCCCUUCUGAUCUGGGCAUUCUCUGGUGUUCUCUCUAUGUGUGGGGCACUGUCUUACGCAGACCUGGGAACCACUAUCAAGAAGUCUGGUGGGCACUACAUCUAUUUACUGGAGACCCUUGGCCCAGUUCCAGCCUUCCUAAGACUGUGGGCUGAAUUUGUCAUGAUCCGGCCAGCAAAUAUUGCGGUGGUCUGUUUAGCAUUUGGACGCUACUUAAUAGAGCCACUAUUUGUACCUUGCAAUGCACCAGCCAUCGCUGUCAAACUCAUCAGUGCUAUUGGCAUUGUAGUCAUCAUUGCGCUGAACUGCUGGAGUGUUAGUUGGUCGGCUAAUGUCCAGACCGUCUUUACAGCUCUGAAGUUAGUGGCUAUUGGACUAAUUAUAAUACUUGGAAUGAUGGCUUUAGCAGAAGGAAAGACAGAAAACUUUCAGAAUGCAUUUGAUACAAGUUCAUUGGCUCUGGACAAGAUUCCACUCGCAUUUUACUCGGGAAUGUUUGCCUUUGGAGGCUGGUUUUACAUUACCUUUGUUACCGAAGAAAUUAUAAAUCCGGAGAGAAACAUCCCUAUCACAGUGAUUGUCUCACUUACCUUUGUUACAAUCUGCUACCUUCUCACUAAUGUCUCCUACUACACUGUCCUGACAACCAACGAAAUUCUGACCUCGGAGGCUGUGGCCGUGACCUUUGCUGACCAAACUCUGGAAAAAAUCUCCCCUCUGAUCUCCAUACUGGUGGCUAUGUCAUGCUUUGGAGCCCUGAAUGGUGGCAUUUUUGCUUCCUCCAGAAUGCUGUUUGUGGCCUCCAGAGAAGGGCAUUGGCCUAAUUUGUUCUCAAUGAUCCACAUCAGGAGGCACACACCCCUUCCAGCCCUGUUAUUAAUGAUGCCCCUGGUUUUUCUGAUGAUUAGUAUUGGGGACCUUUAUGGACUCUUGAACUUUUACAGCUUUUCCCGUUGGCUUUUUAUGGGAUUAGUCACUAUUGGCCUAAUUAUUCAUCGUCAAAAACAUCCCGAUCUACCUCGACCCUUUAAGGUUCCGCUCAUCAUACCCAUUGUAUUCAGCACUAUGUGCCUCUUCAUUGUGGGAAUGUCGCUAUACUCUGACCCAGUGAACACCGGCAUCGGUUGCCUCAUCACAUUGAGUGGUUUGCCAGUUUAUUACCUAACUAUCCACAAACAGCAACAGCCCCAGCGCAUGAGGGAAAUCUCCAAUUUCCUGACAUUGAAGAUGCAAGUAUUGAUGGAAGUUAUCCCUCAAGAAAUAAAGACCUACUAGAUAAAAAGACCUGGUUGAAAGUGCUUCAAGGUUAUGAUAUACAGGUGAUCCGAUUGGUGGGGGUCCAAGCACUGGGAGCCUGAUCGAUCACAAGACCGCGGUUUCCGAGUCCCCUGAAUGGAGCAGUGUUUGAACAGGUGCAAUGUUACUCCAUUCAUUCUCUACGGGACUACUGAUCUUUGCUGCUGGCUAAUGGCGGGAGCAUGGCCUAGGAAUUGGGGCAUCGUUAAAGGGGUUGCGUCACAAAACAUUUUUGAAACCAGCACCUGAAGAGUACUUUUGUAAUUGCAUGUAAUAAAUGUAAUAAAAAAUGUUGUAUAGCCAGUGAGCUA
Messenger RNA from Bufo gargarizans (Asiatic toad), 1851 nucleotides. Its product is annotated as cystine/glutamate transporter-like. Gene Ontology annotation, biological process: amino acid transmembrane transport. The transcript has 13 exons. Bases 65 to 1519 code for a protein of 484 amino acids. Gene Ontology annotation, molecular function: L-amino acid transmembrane transporter activity. Gene Ontology annotation, cellular component: membrane. The record is from RefSeq and is a predicted model, not a curated record. Lineage: Eukaryota; Metazoa; Chordata; Amphibia; Anura; Bufonidae.